This is a messenger RNA of Vanessa tameamea, 3794 nucleotides long. Its product is annotated as unconventional myosin-Ia-like. Gene Ontology annotation, molecular function: microfilament motor activity; ATP binding; actin filament binding. The transcript is spliced from 21 exons. Lineage: Eukaryota; Metazoa; Arthropoda; Insecta; Lepidoptera; Nymphalidae. The coding region runs from base 193 to 3666 and encodes 1157 amino acids. Gene Ontology annotation, biological process: vesicle transport along actin filament; actin filament organization. The record is from RefSeq and is a predicted model, not a curated record. Gene Ontology annotation, cellular component: cytoplasm; myosin complex; actin cytoskeleton.
AGCGCUCAGCUCAGCUCUCAGCUGUCAAAUCAAAAGUGUACUUGAUGUAGAUCACAUUGUUAGGAUAUUUAUUACAAAAUGAUAAAAAAAUACGACUUUACAGCGUAGUUUUAUGCAAAUCUCAUCGCGAAAAAGGCAUGGCAGUGGUCGUGCGGCGAGCUACUCGGGCGCGGUGAGGAGCGGCGCGGGGCCAUGGCGGAGCCCGAGCCCGCGCCCGCCGGCCUCGCCGACGCCGUGCUGCUGGCGCCCCUCACUGAGGACUCAUUCUUACACAACUUGCACGUGCGCUACAAACGAGACAUCAUUUAUACGUACGUGGGCAACGCAUUGGUCUCGGUGAACCCGUGCCGCGCACUGCCGCUGUACUCGGCGGAGCUCGUGCGCACGUACCUGGCACGCCCGCCCUACCUGCUGCCGCCGCACCUAUACGCCAUAACGGCCACCGCCUACCGCUGGGUUCGUGACAGAAAUGAAAACCAGUGUAUCGUGAUAACAGGGGAGAGCGGCGCCGGCAAGACGGAGGCGGCGCGCGUGUGCCUGCAGUGCGCGGUGGUGGCGGGCGGCGGCGGCGGCGGCGCGCUGGCGGCGGCCGGCACGCUGCUCGAGGCCUUCGGCAACGCCGCCACGGCGCGCAACCACAACGCCAGCAGAUUCGGCAAACUACUCGACAUAGAAUUCGACUUUAAAGGGGAACCCGUCGGCGGACACAUCACUCACUACCUACUGGAAAAGGUAAACGAGCGCGUGUGUCGGGCGGCGGAGGGCGAGCGCAACUUCCACGUGCUGUACCAGCUGCUCGCCGGCGCCGACGCGCACCUGCUCAAGAGACUGAAGCUGCAGCGCUCGUGGGAGCAGUACCGCGUGCUGCGCGGCGGCGCGGGCUGCGCGGACGGCGGGGGCGCGGGGGCGGGCGCGUGCGCGGGCUGCGCAGAGUGCGCGGGCGCGGCGGCGGGCGCGGGCGCGGGCGGCGGCGCGUCCCCCCGCCGCGCGCCCCCGCAGCCGCCGCCCGGCCCGCGCGCGCCGCAGGCCGACCGGGACCACUUCGCGUUCACUAAGGCAGCUAUGGGCGCGCUGGGGUUCAGCGCGGGACAGUGCGGUGCCGUGCUGCGUCUGCUCGCUUUCCUGCUCAAACUGGGAAAUGUGCAGUUCGAGCCCCAACACAACAUCGAUGGCUCCAUCGGAACGCGUCUCCAACACGAGUACGAGCUGCGCGAGGCGUGCGCGCUGGUGGGCGUGGAGGCGGACGCGCUGGUGUCGGCGCUGGGGGCCGCGCCGCCGCUCGCCCCGCACGAGGACGGCGCGCCUCACGAAGCGGCCUGCUCGGUGGAGGAGGAGUGCAGCUCGGAGGCCGGGUCCGAGACGGAGGGUGCGGGAGCGGAGUGGGCCCGGGCGCUGCGCGAUCGGCUGCUGUGUGCGCUCUACUCGCGUCUCUUCACCUGGCUCGUCAACGCCGUGAACGACGCCAUCAAGCCGGCCGUGGUGGGAGCGCGGCGCUCGCUGGGCAUCCUCGACGUGUACGGCCUGGAGUCGCUGGCGCACAACGGGCUGGAGCGGCUGCUGAUCAACUACGCGGCCGAGCGCGUGCAGGCGGCGGUGACGGCGGCCACGCUGCGGCGCGAGCAGGAGGAGUACGCGCGCGAGGGGCUCGCCUGGACGCCGCUGCCCUACGCCGACCACGAGCUGUACGCGGACCUGCUGGAUGCGGGUCCGGAGAGCGUGCUGGGAACGCUGCGCGAGUGCUCGGCGCGAGGGGCCAGCGACUCCGUGUUCCUGCAGCGCUUGCAGCGGCGUCGGCACCCGCGCCUUCUGGUCCUGCCGCCUGACCGCUUUCAGGUGGUGCACUUCGGCGGCGCGGUCGUGUACAGCGCGCGCGGCGUCGUGCAGAAGAACCGCGACGCGCUGUGCCGGCGCUGCGCCGCCGUGCUGGCCGCCGCGCGCGAGCCGCUGCUGGCCGCGCUGUUCGCGCCCGGCGCCGCCGCCUACGCCGGCAGUGCGGGGUCCCCGCGGAGGCCGUGCGCUCUGGCGUGUCGGCAGCGCGCGCUCGUCGGCGCGCUCGUGCGGCGCCUGCCCCCCGCGCCGCGCCUCGUGCGCUGCCUGCGCGCCGACGCCGCGCUCCGUCCGCACCGCUUCGACGGCGCGCUCCUGCGUCACCAGAUCCGCACGCAGGGAAUCAUGGACAUGGCGUUGUUGCGUCGGGCGGGCUGGUGCGAGUCGAUGUGCGCGCGUAGCGUGGUGGCGCGGUACGGCGUGCUACGCGCGCGCGCCGGAGUCGCCGCGCCGGCUUCGCCCGUUGAGCGCGACGAGCCGGUGCGCGCGGCGCGAGCUUUGCUGCGCUCGCUGCCCAUCCCCAGCGCGGAGUUCGCCUACGGUCGCACUAAAGUUUUCAUCCGCAGUCCGAGAACGGUGUGGGAGCUGGAGGCGCUGCGCGCGGCGCGCGUGGAGGCGCUGGUGCGCGCGGCGCAGCGCGCGUGGCGCCGGCACCGCGCGCGCGCCCGCCACCGCGCCGCGCGCCGCAUCGCGCUCGCCUGGCGCCGCCACCGCCAGCGCCGCGCCGCCCCGCGCCCCGCCCCGCGCGCCUCCGAGCCCGCGGUACGUCACAUCGUUACUUAUUUAAUUUCAUUUCAUUUCAUUAGAGCACGGCACGGACGAGCACGGAGUUUAAUUCAAAAUAUGAGCAGCGAGGCGGGAGCGAGCGUGGCGGCGUGCGCGGCGGAGGGGGGCGCGGGCGGCGCGGGCGGCGCGGCGGGCGCCACGCGGGUCAUCUGGCGCGCGUGGUGCGCGCACGCGCGGCGCUGCUACCUGGCGGCGCUGUGGGCGCGGCUGCCGGCGCGGCACCGCUCGCCCGCCUGCGCCGCCUGGCCGCCGUGUCCGCAGCCGCGCCUGCUCGCCCGCACGGAUGCGCUGCUGCGCCGCCUGCACCACCGCUGGCGCUGCCACCUCUACCGUCGCGCUUUCGACCAGACCGCGAGGAAUCGUAUGCGCGAGAAAGUCACCGCGAGCGUGCUCUUCAAGGAUCGCAAACUCAACUACGCCCGGAGCGUCGGCCACCCCUUCGUCGGAGAUUAUGUGAGACUUCGGGCCUCCGCCGCCUGGCGUCGCGGGCUCGGCGCGGCCGCCGCCGACCGCUACGUCGUGUUCGCCGACGUGGUGGGCAAGGUGGCGCGCUCCAGCGGACGCGUAUCACGCUGCCUUGCCGUCGUGUCCACCGGAGCGCUGCUGCUGCUCGAGGCGCGCUCGCUGCGACUCAAGCGCCGCGUGCCCGCGCACUGCGUGUACCGCCUGUCGCUGUCGCCCUACGCCGACGACCUGCUCGUCGUGCACGUGCGCGCGUGCGGCGGGCUCGAGAGCUCCACGGAGGAGCUGUCGCAGUGCUCGUCGCGCGAGCCGCUGGACGCGCCGGGCUGCCUGUUCGGCGGGGAGGGCGCGUGGCGGCGGCGCGGCGACCUGCUCGUGCGCACAUGCCACGUGCUCGAGCUGGCCACCAAGCUGUUCCUGGUGGUGCAGAACGCCGUGGGCGCGCCGCCGCACGUGAACAUCGCCACCGAGUUCGAGGCGAACUUCGGGCAGCAGAUGGUGACGGUGUCGUUCCACGCGGUGGGCGGCGCCGCGGGCGACGGCGGCGCGCGCCUGCUGCGGCGCGGCAGCCGCAUGGACGUGCUGCUGUGAGCGGCCGGCGGACGGUUGCAUUUAUGUACCGGUGCCUGUGUUCGUCGACGACGUUAUUUGUCGCCGACUCGAGGAGUUCAGCACGACGGGUGCGCGCUCCGACCGCGCCGAGUGUUCACGUCGAGACG